AACCGGGGUCCUUAAUGCGCCCAGGUGAUGCCUCUCUUUGUGGCUACAGUAACAAGAUGGCUCCCGUGCUGGAGAAGAAGCUCCUGGGCGCAGCCGGGGCUGGCGACACCCUAGAAAAUAGUAAUGAGGAUGAAGAAGGACAGAACUUGUGGUCCUCUAUUCUAAGCGAAGUUUCCACCCGGUCCAGUUCCAAAUUACCAUCUGGGAAAAAUAUUUUGGUUUUCGGCGAGGAUGGCUCAGGAAAGACGACGAUCAUGGCGAAGCUCCAAGGAGCGGAACACAAUAAGAAAGGGCGGGGCUUGGAGUACCAGUACCUGAACGUUCACGACGAAGACCGAGAUGACCUGACGCGCUGCAGCGUGUGGAUCCUGGACGGGGACCUGUACCACAAGGGCCUGCUGAAGUUCGCCGUGCCGGCCGAGUCGCUGCAGGACACGCUGGCGGUGUUCGUGGCGGACAUGUCGCGGCCCUGGACCAUCAUGGAGUCGCUGCGGAAGUGGGCGGGCGUGCUGCGCGACCACGUGGACCGGCUGAAGGUCCCGCCGGAGGAGAUGAGGGCCAUGGAGCAGAAGAUGGUGAAGGACUUCCAGGAGUACACGGAGCCGGAGGAGGCGACGCAGGGCUCUCCCCAGAGACGGGGGCCUCCCGGUGGGGCGGAGGACGAGGAGGUGGUGCUGCCGCUGGGGGAGAACGUACUCACACACAACCUGGGCAUUCCAGUGCUAAUAGUUUGCACAAAGUGUGACGCAGUCAGUGUGCUGGAGAAGGAGCACGACUACCGGGAGGAGCACUUCGACUUCAUCCAGUCACACAUCCGCCGAUUCUGCUUACAGUAUGGAGCUGCCUUGAUCUACACCUCGGUGAAAGAGGAGAAGAACCUGGACCUCCUGUACAAAUACAUGGUGCACAAACUGUACGACUUCCAGCUCACCACCCCGGCCUUAGUGGUGGAGAAGGAUGCGGUCUUCAUUCCAUCCGGUUGGGACAACGAUAAAAAGAUCGGGAUCCUGCACGAAAACUUCUCGACGGUUAAGCCAGAGGAUCCCUUCGAAGACUUCAUCACGAAGCCUCCCGUUCGGAAGCUGGUCCAUGAUAAAGAGGUGAACGCGGAGGACGAGCAGGUGUUCCUCAUGAAACAGCAGUCGUUGUUGUCGAAGCAGCCUGCCACCCCCACAAGAGCAGCGGAGUCUCCCGCUCGGACUGCGUCGGGAUCCCCCCGGCCCGCGGGGCGCAGCGGCCCCGCCAACGUCGCCAGCGUCUCGCCCAUGACUGCGGUCAAGAAACCGGACCCGAACAUGAAGGGGGCCGCGGCAAACGAGGGUGUCCUGGCCAACUUCUUCAACAGCCUGCUGAGUAAAAAGACGGGGGCCCCCGGGAGCCCUGGCACGGGAGGGGGAGGAGGAGGAGGAGGAGGAGGUGGAGGAGGAGGGGUGCAGCAGGGCUCGGCCAAGAAAGCAGGGCAGAAGCCGGUUUUGACUGAUGUCCAGGCCGAGCUGGACAGAAUGACACGCAAACCAGACUCCGUGGUAACGGACAACAACACAUCACUGACGGAGAACGAGGCGUGAACUCAUCCACAGCAUCGUCCAUUGAAACCACAAUUAAGAAACCGCACAUGGACAAAAAUGCAAACAAAAAGCAAAAAAAAAAAAAGAAAACGCAUACAUUUCUGUAUAUGACCAAAUUCCCAAUGUGUAUAUCAGUCGGCAACAGAAAGCGUGAAAGUGUCGAAUAUGGCGAGCUGCUAACGGGUAUUUUUGUGGUGGAAAGGUGACAGGAUGUUGGAAGAGGAAAGUGAAGGCGUGACUCGAUUUUUUGAAAGGCAUAUCGGAUUAUGUAAUGCGCGUGCACUUCCCGCGAAGUGGCCAAAUUCCCUCGUCUCCAAACUAGGUCGGCUUUGAAUACAUUUUACCCGCUGACUUCAUCUUCGAAAGCGCCUUGGCUUCUUGUUUAGCGGUAUCGUGGAAGGAAAGCAAACCCCGAGGCGUGCAUAAUUGAUAAAGCAAAAAUUCUAAAUGUAUUCACUCAAAAUGAAAAGUACAUUGACUUUUUGCAAAAGUAUGUAGUAUGUAAAAAAAAAAAAAGUUCGAUAUAUGAUGCCGUUGUAUUUAUAUAUAAAUCAAACCUUUUGUUUUCUUUUUUUUUCUCACUAAAAUGUUGUAAAGGAAAAUCCGCCUAGCUACUUGACUAAUAUAAAACUCAAUUUAUGCCAUGACACUAACGUGACAAAAAUGCACACGAUUUACCGUCAGAAUAUAAGCAUAUGCAUCGUUCAGAAUCUAACGAUAAACUGAAGACCGGAGUAGCGAAGGCAGCGUAGAUGUAAGUAUUCUGUAAAUACAAGCAAUUAAUUGGAAAGAAGAAAAAAAAAACAUUAGCUUUGGUUGUUUCUGUGUAGAACGCAGUUAAUUAAUCGUAAUUAUGAAAUAUCUCAAAUCAUUGUCAGGUGGCAAAGUUUAGGUUUGAAGGCUAUUAUUUCGGAUGCGGAUGGGGCGGGGUCUAACCUGCUAUAACUAAGUGCCUGGCGCAGUGUACUGUUAGUGUCAUAGUGGAGGUGCUUGCUUCCGAAACAAUGGCACUAGUACAAAUGUUUUUUUUGUUUUUUUCCAGCUCUGUUAAACGAAUAAUUUAUAUAUAUUUUUGGUUUUGUACUACAGCUAUGUGGUCUUUGUUAAAUAUUGUUUUUAAGGACAUUUUUUCUUUAACUUUGUGGCCUAGAUGAAAUUGUUCGACUGAGCAGUGGAGAGCAUGCCUUCUUUUUCUAAACUAGCGAGGAGUCGCCCGAAAAGUUGUCAAAUCUCAUGUUUUUAGAAGCUUUGAGAGUGAUGAGUGAUGGCCCAUGUCCCGAGGAAGAGCGCAAAAAGCGUGUUCGUCUCAGCAUUGCGUGGCCAAAUUCAGAUCAAGGUAAUUAUGGUUUUAAUGGAGUAUCAGUGUAUUCCUAAACCUAAUCACGAUAUAUAUAAAAAAGGUUCUGUAAAUUCAAUUUUUGAUUUGUUCUUCUGCCAGUAUCAAAUUUUUAAAUAUGAAACUAUGGCACUUGAUAUUAAACAUUCCCUCUUUCCAUGCGAUUCAGUCAUUGGAAAAAAGAUUAAAUGUUCACAGAUUAACUUUGGCACAGUGGGCACACGCCUCUGUCCCCUCAGUUUAAAGUUUUAAAAUUUGUCAUUUUCUCACUCCUUGUCAUCUUUGGACUGUACUCCAGACUGAUCACUUCAUAAAUCCGACCAGUCCAAAUCUACAGUUUAACAGUAACGGUCCUGUGUGUCUUAAUUUUCAUAAUGACUACGAUAUCACAUUUUCACUGUGUAAGUUAUUGAAAUGUGUUAGGGAGUAUACAGAAAUUCAAAAAGCUGCAGUGAUUGGAUUUGGGAUCCAUGCACAUUAUGUUUCCAACAUGGUUUGAAAUUGCAGGACUUCUAAAAUGAAUUACCCAAGUAGACAUUUCUAAUUUAGACAUAUUGACUUAAGAUGUGCUUGCAAUGAACCCUCUUACUUCGUCAGUGAUUUCCUUCAGGUGAGACUGAACAGUGGUGUUUAUAAGAUGUAAGUAGUUGAAACGGCAACAAACAAGUUAAAAGAAAAUGCAGAGGUUUGGAACCUGGAACCAAAGACGUAUAAUCGCUGUACUCUCUCUGCGUAGAAUAGGCCUAGUCUCUCGUCUGUUCAGCUGGUGAAAAUCUCACCUGUUCAUACCUUAAGCACCCAUCAUUCCGAAAUAGGUUUAGUGGUUACUGCAGUGGCACGUAGGCAUAGUCUGGAAACCUGAGUUGUUUGAAUUCUGUAUCGUUUUGCUCUUAAGGGAAAACCACAUGACCACAAUAGGUGCAAAGUCUACUUUGUUGCAUGAACUGAUUUGUUUGUAAGGGGAAGUAAAAAUGAAAAGGAAAAAACCUGUCUGGACCUAUAAUUCAGCAGAUGCGAAGCAGUUUUAUAUACCACUAAAGCCAGGCACAAAUUAGCAUCUAAAGGCUGUUGCUUAAUUUCAAAGCACAAUAUUGGAAAGCUAGGAGUAUUUACUCAUAGUGUUUUAAAUUAUGCUCUUGUCAUGGAACCCAAGAUCCACAAAAAAGCAGUGUAUGUUGCUGUCUAAAUAACCAGAGUCUCUGAAGUUUACCUUUGCCUCUUGUCUCAGAAAUGAUUGACCUCUCAAGGAAGCUUUAGUCCAUUUUUCUUUUCUUUUUUUUAUUACUGCUUGAAGGUCAUGCCGUCCUUUUUUUAUAAGUUUGCCAUGUUUUACACAAGUGGAUGCUCCAGGCAGUGCACCACCGCCGGGUCUGAAUUUGACGCACCUCCCGGGUUACUUUUGUCAGCAAGCAUUACUACCGGGGCCGGGUGUGUGAGAAGUUCAACUCGCCUACUUCACCGAGUUAUCAGUUUCCUGAAUAGUGCUAACUGCAAAACAAAACAAGAAGAAAUGGUGUGCGGGUCCACCGGGUCUGCCAGAGUUUCAUAUUUUUCCCCAAGAAAGCGAGGCAUUGGAUAAAGAAUUAAAUCUGGCUACCAUAUAAGGCAUCUGUAUGUUUGGCAACAACUUCAAAUAAAACUACACCCAUGCUGCUUGAAUUGAAAUGUGCACUUCAUCUUUUCUUUUUUUUCAUUGAUUGGGUUUGGUUGUUUUAAGUGUACUGAACAACAGGCUUUGUAAAGACUUUAAUUUCAGUUGACUACACUUUGCUGCAAAAUCAUAAGUGCAUAUAUGCAUACUGCUUUGUAACAAAAAAAAAAAGAAAGAAACUUGGAGAAAAAAAUAAAGCUUUAGCUUACAGUCCUUUUGUACAAGAUUUGAAUAUCUUUUUUGACUGCAUUUAGGCUAUGUACUGAGUAUAUCCGAAUGGGUCCGAUUGUGAGCCUUUAACCUGAUGCGUUUUGCUGUCAUGCGGAAUCUUGCUUUUACAGCCGGCGAAGAUAAGGACACGCGCCUUCUCAGUCCUGGCUUCAAUAAAAAUGAAUCAAGACUACA
Molecule: messenger RNA, 4960 nt
Organism: Anguilla rostrata (American eel)
Lineage: Eukaryota; Metazoa; Chordata; Actinopteri; Anguilliformes; Anguillidae
Product: cytoplasmic dynein 1 light intermediate chain 2-like
Exons: 14
Coding region: 15-1568 (517 amino acids)
Biological process (GO): microtubule cytoskeleton organization; microtubule-based movement
Cellular component (GO): centrosome; cytoplasmic dynein complex
Molecular function (GO): dynein heavy chain binding
Source: RefSeq, a predicted model, not a curated record